CACUGAGGCAUCGCCUCCCGGAGCCGGCUCCGCCCUUGGGGAAGUGUCUCUGCAAGCUGGGACCGGCCCGGCUGCCUCCGACCCGCCAUGGCUGCAAAAAAAGCCCUGAUCGUGCUGGCGCACGCGGAGAAGACCUCCUUCAACCACGCCAUGAAGGAUGCUGCUGUCGACGCACUGCAGAAGAAAGGCUGGAGCGUCGCCGUGUCUGACCUGUACGCCAUGAAGUUCAACCCGGUGCAGUCCCGGGAAGACAUCACCGGUAAGCCGAAGGAUCCCAACAACUUCAACUACGCGGUGGAGAUGGGCUUGGCGUGGAAGGAGGGCCGGCUGAGCAGCGACAUCGUGGCAGAACAGAAGAAGCUGGAGGCUGCGGACCUCGUGAUAUUCCAGUUCCCGCUCCAGUGGUUUGGGGUGCCAGCCAUCCUCAAGGGCUGGUUUGACCGGGUUUUCACAGGAGGCUUUGCCUACUCCUAUGCCAGCAUGUACGACCAGGGCCCCUUCCAGAAAAAGAAGGCCGUGCUCUCCUUCACCACGGGCGGGGCGGGCUCCAUGUACACCCCCAACGGCAUCAACGGGGACGUCAACAUCCUCCUCUGGCCAAUACAGAACGGCACGCUGUACUUCUGCGGCUUCCAAGUCUUGGAGCCGCAAAUCGCUUACAGCAUUGGCCACACGCCUGAAGACGUCCGUUCCCAGAUCCUGAUGGGCUGGAAGGAGCGCCUGGGGAGCAUCUGGGAGGAGAAACCGCUCAGUUUUGUUCCCAGCAGCAGCUUUGAGCUGAGCUUCAAAGGGGGCUUCAAGCUGAAAGCAGAGGCUCAGGAGCAGCAGAAGGAUCAGAAGUACGGGCUGUCCGUGGGCCAGCACUUGGGGAAGGCCAUUCCCCCCGACAACCAGGUCAAAGCCCAGAGGAAAUAGCUUCCACAGCGACGCCGUCUGGCGUCUGCCAGUUCAGAGCACUACGCUCCGAGUGGGGGCCGGUCGCACAAUUUCCUGUAUCUUUUGUCUUCAUUUUCAUGCUGUUCGAAUGCACUUGGCUUUGAUUACAUGUAUUGGCUCCGCACGGGUAAAAGGAAGUGCCUGCAGAUGCUCCAGUGCUGCAGUGCCUGCUGCACGGUGCUGCGGGAAAGAUUAAAAUAACCCUGGUCUACUGCACUAGUCCCCCCCGCCCACCCCAACCCUUAGCAGGGGCUACAGGCUGGGGCAGAUUCUGCUAAAUUGCUACUCCACACUCACGGCAAAGCCCCAUCUAUCCCCAUCAGGUAGCCUGAAUUAGUGACUGGAUUGCAGCACUUGAGCGAGUGCUGCAAGGGGGAAAUCUUGUCUCCGUGGCACAGAGUUGUGCUGGUACUCUUACCCUCUCUGCUCAUAGAUCAUGACGAUUCUCAAUAAAAGGCUUUUGCUCUCUC
This is a messenger RNA of Alligator mississippiensis (American alligator), 1406 nucleotides long. It is a transcript of the gene NQO1, whose product is annotated as NAD(P)H quinone dehydrogenase 1. Gene Ontology annotation, cellular component: cytosol. Gene Ontology annotation, molecular function: NAD(P)H dehydrogenase (quinone) activity. The coding region runs from base 88 to 915 and encodes 275 amino acids. The record is from RefSeq and is a predicted model, not a curated record. NCBI's taxonomy places the organism in Eukaryota, Metazoa, Chordata, Crocodylia, Alligatoridae. The transcript is spliced from 6 exons.